AUGGCGGCAAACUGGGACCGCCGCCUCAGUCCUCACCCGCCUCAGUCCCCGUCUAACCUUCAACAAACCGCCGCGACCCCGACAUUAAUCAUCCGCAGGCAGCGUCGUCUCUGCGCUCCCCCGACACGCCUCAGAGGGAGCGACCUGUCGUACCUGUCGUACCUCUCCUACCUGUCCUCCCUCUCCGCUCCUCCCUCCUGGGAUCUCGCCUCUUUUUCAGCCGUUAACACGAACCUCCUUCUCCUCGUCCUUCAGGACACCUCCCCGUCUCUCUGUCCUCGUGACCUCACCCGUCCCGUCUCGUUAAGGUUGUCACAUGACCCCUUUUUGCAUGGACCUCACGCAUAUUCAGGCGCGUUUACCUGCCUUAACCUGAGCGCUGCUCGGCUAUCGACGGUCGGUGUGAGGCGUUCAGACUAG
Messenger RNA from Xyrichtys novacula (pearly razorfish), 420 nucleotides. NCBI's taxonomy places the organism in Eukaryota, Metazoa, Chordata, Actinopteri, Labriformes, Labridae. The record is from the annotation of a GenBank genome assembly.